AAAGCCCUAUUGAACGUACUAGAAUCUUUCGGUGCUCAAUUGCAGGUGGUAUGCUUGCUUAGUUAUGCAUAUGCAUUAUAAAGCGGCUAUCGGUGUUGAGUGACUGUGUAUAAAACAUCUCUCGAGUUCGAUUUAUACCAGUAUAAAAUCCCACUAUCCCUCUUCUAAUGCCUACGAAGAAACUAGUGCUGAUCAUCGGUGCUACUGGCAUUCAAGGAAGGCCAUGUGUGUCUGCUAUGUUAGCACGACAAGAUGAUGGAAAACCCUCUCCUUACUCUGUAAGAGUGCUUACACGAUUUCCAACGAGCGAACAGGCACAAGGCCUUGCCUCUUUGGGUGCAGAAUUAUUCCAAGGCAGCUUUGAAACCCUAGAAACUGUCGCCUGCGCAAUGGAAGGGUGUUAUGGAGUCUUUGUGAAUACGGACACGUACUCUGUUGGCCAGCAGAAAGAGAUCUACCUUGCUAUCAAGAUGUUCGAACAAGCACACCGUGUCCAUCUCAUGAGACAUUUCAUCUGGAGUGGUCUAGAUUACGGUAGCAAGUUUGGCAAAUUCGAUCCAAAAUAUCAUACCGUACAUCUAGAUGGCAAAGGAAUUGUUAGCGAUUUUUUGAGGUCGCAGGAUUCGAUCCCCAGCGGAGACUUCUUAACGUGGUCCAUCGUAACGACUGGACCAUACAUUGAAAAUCUUGGGGGUGUGCUCCUUGGUCCGCUCGCAGAGCGCGAGAACGGCGCAGUACUUUUCGCUCUUCCUGUCGGAGAUGGGCAUGUCCCCUGCAUUAGUUUAGAGGACAUCGGUUGGUGGGUACGUUACACCUUCGACCACCGUUCCGAAACCUCGGGCCAAGAACUCAAAAUUGCGACGGAAAUGAUGACUAUGGACCAACUCGUCGAAACCUUUACGAAGGUGACGGGAAUUCCUGCAAUUCGCAAAAGAAUGUCAGUUGAGGAAUAUCUCGCUAGGUACCCUCAUACGAAUCGACCUAUUAUGAGAGGAGACUCAGGAGAGAAAGGCCCUACCAUAAGGGAAACGUAUGCUGGGAUGUUCAGAGUUUGGGGAGAUAAUCUUUUGACGAGGGACAUGGACUGGAUUCGUCGAGUCCAUCCCACUGGAUAUACGUUGGAGAGCUGGAUCAGGGAGAAGGGCUACGAUGGCACUCUUUCUCCCGGCCUUAGAUUUUUCGAGAGUAAGAAGUAAGCCAACUUUUGUGCAGUAAAUUGAUACCCCAUAGAUGCUACAAUGUACAUAGAUUCACGAUAUAAAUAAUGGGAGGUCGUAUUAGUCGUGUAAUUGGCAUUUUAGCCAGUGCCGCCUUGAGCGUCUUUCCUCUGUCUUCAUUGUUAAUUUGUAAUGUUCUGAGCAUAAUUUGGCACUUGGUGCUCCUGUAUUGUUUACCGCUCAUCGCGGUGGCUGGUGGAACUUCGCGGGACCAGUCCCCGGCAAGACGGACAUAUUUUCAAGAUAUCAUUGACACU
Messenger RNA from Lentinula edodes (shiitake mushroom), 1474 nucleotides. RefSeq names its product nmrA-family protein. Lineage: Eukaryota; Fungi; Basidiomycota; Agaricomycetes; Agaricales; Omphalotaceae. The coding region runs from base 168 to 1196 and encodes 342 amino acids. The transcript has 5 exons. The record is from RefSeq and is a predicted model, not a curated record.